Messenger RNA from Fusarium mangiferae, 399 nucleotides. RefSeq lists its product as uncharacterized. The record is from RefSeq and is a predicted model, not a curated record. Lineage: Eukaryota; Fungi; Ascomycota; Sordariomycetes; Hypocreales; Nectriaceae. The transcript is spliced from 2 exons. Bases 1 to 399 code for a protein of 132 amino acids.
AUGCGACCACGUAUCACGGUGAAUCUGAGAGCCCUUGUAGCUCCUAAUAGCGGCAUACUUUGGGUGACAAACUCCAGAUUUCCGCCCAAAUCACCAUCGAGUCUCGGCUCAUCUCCCUGGCCCGAGACCGCAUCGAUUAGACUCUACGAGACAUUGAAGAAAUAUCAAGAAUUGGAACAAAUGCUCAAAGAGAACCGAAAAGCCUUGGAGAAAUUGAAUGCAAUGGGGAUGAAUCACUCGCUGGAGAGCAUUGAGCGUUCCAUAACUAUUGCGAAAUGGCUUCGAAAACAAGCCCAGGAAGUUUAUGAUAAACUUUCAUUACCUGUUCGGAAGCUACUGGAGUUCCGUCGAUUGGCUGGGGAGUAUGCCUCGCGAUGGUUUGGGACGAGUGACAAGUGA